This is a messenger RNA of Striga asiatica, 1468 nucleotides long. The record is from the annotation of a GenBank genome assembly. NCBI's taxonomy places the organism in Eukaryota, Viridiplantae, Streptophyta, Magnoliopsida, Lamiales, Orobanchaceae.
AUGUUGAUAAUUCAAGAAUUUGGUACUCUUAUUGGUCGAACACCUCUUGUCUAUCUCAACAAAGUUACCGAGGAUUGUGGCGCUUAUGUAGCCGUGAAGCAAGAAAUGAUGCAGCCUACUUCCAGCAUCAAAGACAGACCGGCAUAUGCAAUGAUCACAGAUGCUGAGAAAAAAGGCCUUAUCACACCCGGAAAAACGAUAUUAAUCGAGCCCACAUCAGGCAACAUGGGAAUCAGCAUGGCAUUUAUGGCGGCUUUGAAAGGUUACAAGAUGGUUCUGACUAUGCCGUCUUACACGAGCCUCGAAAGACGGGUCACAAUGAGAGCUUUCGGAGCCAAUUUAAUUGUCACUGACCCAACUAAAGGAAUGGAAGGCACUGUUAAAAAGGCUUAUCAACUUUUGGAAUCCACACCGAACGCCUUUAUGCUUCAGCAGUUUUCGAACCCUGCUAAUACUCAGGUGCAUUUUGAGACAACUGGUCCAGAGAUAUGGGAGGAUACUAAUGGUGAAGUCGACAUUUUUAUUAUGGGGAUUGGAAGUGGAGGCACAGUUUCUGGUGUGGGACAAUAUCUGAAAUCCAAGAAUCCUAAUGUUAAGAUAUAUGGACUCGAGCCAGAGGAAAGCAAUGUUCUAAAUGGCGGCAAACCAGGCCCUCAUCACAUAACUGGAAAUGGAGUUGGAUUCAAACCGGACAUUCUUGAUAUGGAUGUCAUGGAAGAAGUUCUUACCGUUUCUAGUGAAGAUGCUGUGAACAUGGCCAGACAAUUGGCACUGAAGGAGGGUCUCAUGGUGGGAAUUUCAUCUGGAGCUAACACGGUUGCGGCUCUUAGACUUGCCAAAAGGCCAGAAAACAAGGGCAAACUCAUUGUGACCGUUCAUCCGAGCUUUGGCGAACGAUACCUCUCAUCCGUCUUGUUUCAAGAGUUGAGGAGAGAAGCUGAGGAAAUGCAGCCUGUCCCAGUUGAUUAAGUGUUAGUAACAAUAUCUUUGGAAGAUAGUUUCCUUUGUGCAUGAAGAAGAAUUUGAAUUUGUUCACUUGGUGUAAGUAAUUUGUUGUUCCAUGUAAUAAUAUCGAACACAGCAUGAAGCAUGAAAUUUGUCAAACUUUCAAAAUGUGUUAUGGAAUGGUAAAGGCAGAAUAAAGAAAAUAAAAGAAAGAUAAAAUCAUGAUGUCUUGUGAAUCAAUUCUAAUGUGAUACGAGUAUGAUUAUGACUUUAAAUUGUAUUAUUACCACAAUUAUUGCAGCAUAUAUCACAAUGGUGAUUGGUGGAGGUCCAUGUUGGGAUGGGACAUUCACACAGUAUUUUUCCAUAAGAAUUCAAGCAUCCAAAUUUAUUAUAAAUCAAGUUAAACUAUUCUUAUGUAUGUAUGGACAAUCUCCUUACUUAUUGUACUUGAUUUCUCAAUAUUUUCUUCCCCAAUUUUUCUAAUGGCCAAUUUAAGUAUACAUAUGAAGUUGGAAUUGAA